Messenger RNA from Halteromyces radiatus, 1444 nucleotides. RefSeq lists its product as uncharacterized. NCBI's taxonomy places the organism in Eukaryota, Fungi, Mucoromycota, Mucoromycetes, Mucorales, Cunninghamellaceae. The transcript has 6 exons. Gene Ontology annotation, molecular function: DNA-binding transcription factor activity, RNA polymerase II-specific; protein dimerization activity; RNA polymerase II cis-regulatory region sequence-specific DNA binding. The record is from RefSeq and is a predicted model, not a curated record. The coding region runs from base 27 to 1199 and encodes 390 amino acids. Gene Ontology annotation, biological process: regulation of transcription by RNA polymerase II.
AUUAUUAUUAUUAUUAUAUUAUUAUUAUGUCAAAUCCUGAUAAUAAAAUAGUACUAUCAAAUGGUUUUAUGACUGAAUACGAUCUUUCUUACGCAACUGCUAAAGUUGAAUUAAAUGAUUCUUCUAUAUAUCAUCAUCAACAAGAUCCAUCUUCUUUUGGUUAUAUCCCCACCUCUCAUUCACUUAUUCAAGAUAUGGAAACCAUGAUGUACUCACAAAAUACUACUUCCACGACUAAUUUGAUUCCUCCUGUAACUCAUCAACAAGAACAACAUCAUAGUAUUUAUAAUACUACAAACCCCAAUAUUAUCGCCUCAUGCAUAUCAUCUGCACAACAAACUCGACCUAUGAUGACGGAUACUGAAAACCCUAUCACUAUGGAAACGGAUACUACCAUGAUGAUGACAACAUCCAUUUCAGCAUCUACCACUACCACUUCAGCUUCUCCUACUUUUUCUCAUUCGGCUUCUCCAACAUCAUCAACAUCAGUGCCAUUAUCUACCUCUAUGGGUUCUCACUCUUCUUUGAGUAACACUAUGCGUCCUCCCUUUUUAUCACCUGUAUCACCUUCUAUUUCAUCUGGCACAGCGUUACACCGACAUCUUGCCAAUACAAACCAAUCUGAUAUAUUGACGUACUCUUCAUCACCCUUUCAACAAUUAUCUACUAGUUCAUCACCUACCUUUAUUAAUCCUUCUCAACGACAUGAUUCAACCAUUAGAUCAACGAUAAAUUUACCUGUGAUGACCACUUCUGCCUCUGCCCCAACAACAAUGACUUCAUCAUCAAUUAAUAACAACUCUCAUGCAUCAUCACCAUUACUUCAACACUCCUUACAGUAUCAAUCAUCUCCUCUCCCUACUCAUGAUGAUACUAAAGAUUGUGAUCAUUUGAAUAUGGAUCAUUCUCAAAAUCAAUCCAAUACUUCCGUGACCUCUAAUAGCGAAUUACGAAGACAAAUUCAUAUUCAAUCUGAACAAAAACGUAGGGCUCAAAUAAAAGAUGGAUUUGAAGAUCUACGAAAUGAAUUACCUAGUUGUUUGAACAAGAAAAUGAGCAAAGUAGCUCUUUUACAUAGAACUGUUCAACAUAUUCAGCAUCUCAAAAAUACUCAAAUAACAAUUCUUGGUGAACUUGAACGAUUAAUGACUGAAAAUGAACAUUUACGAAAAUUUCAAGAAAGUGUUUUACAAAAAUGAAUCUUGUUGGAAGAUCAUUCUUUUUAAUGAAACACUAUGUUCAUCCUCUCGUUCUCACUACUUUUACUAAUCUUCAUCUAUUUAUUCUGUGUAUAUGCAUUCCUUUCCUUUUAUAAAAAAAAAUAUAUAGUCUGUCUUUUCUUUUUUCAUUACCCCUUCCCAGUUCCUUUAUCAUUCAUAGUAUGCCUUAAUUAUAUCUUUUUACUUCUUUCUUUCUCUUUUUUUUUUUCUUCCUUACUAUACUU